Molecule: messenger RNA, 3261 nt
Organism: Salvelinus sp. IW2-2015
Lineage: Eukaryota; Metazoa; Chordata; Actinopteri; Salmoniformes; Salmonidae
Source: RefSeq, a predicted model, not a curated record
UUAAAGGUAUUUUUAAGUAGCAUAUGUUAUUUCAAGAUCAGAACAAUUUUUGUCGCUAUGGUAUAAAAAUGUGUAAUACAUCCCCUGAACAUGAGUCAGAUGAUGUAAAAACCAGCAAUCGCUUAAAGUUAUGUUACGGAAGAUUCAUUUUUAACCAUCACGCCACUUAUUCCCAUAGAUUGUUCCCCUGUUUCAGUGGGGGAAUACUGAACAGCUCAUUAGGAUGCUUUGAACAGGAACUGAACUGACAUGUAAUUACUGGGGAGAUUUAGCAGAGGAGUUCCUGUUUUUUCUUUUUAAGGGGUUCUUCACAACAAGAUCUCAUUAGUGUUCAGUGCUGUUCACCCUUUUGGAGGCAAAGUUAUCAUUUUCAUCUCAUCUUGAUCCCAUUAGUUAUUUAAAGCAUGUUAUGUAUAGAUUGAGAAAUGUACAGUUCACAAAUACAUUUAGGAUUUUGGGUCUCAUAUCCACUCUAAAAAUAAUUUCAUCAUACUGAAGAGAUGCCAUAAAUUAAAGGCUUCUAAACAUCCAAGAUUCAAAUUGACUGGACUUCUGCUCAAAAGGAUAAUUUCACUCUCACCACUUUUGAAGCAUUCGGUUUUCUGACUAGUUUCUAAACAAGGUACUGUAUAAUAAUUGUUUAUCUAAGUAAAGUAAUGCAACAGCAGAUUACAUGACUUCAAUGCAAUGUGGUCACACAUAUAGCAGCACAUUAUUGCAUCUUUACUUCAAACUUGUAUGACUUGUACACAUGACAUGUUGUAUGAACAUUUUUCUUUGUGAUGCUCCAUGUUUAUGCUAUGUUCCCCAAGGAUGUAGGUAGCCUAUUCUGCAUCUGUGCUAUAACUGUCCUUCUCAGCUGAUGGUUUUGCAGCAAUACCCCCCGCCAGCAGAGGGUGCUGAAGGCCCGGACACAGAGGAGCAGAAUGAUGAUCACAGGCUGGGGAUCUAUGGCUGGAGGAAGCGCUGCCUCUAUCUGCUGGUGCUUCUCCUGCUCUCCACCCUGCUGGUCAACAUUGCCCUGACCAUCUGGAUUCUCAGGGUCACCUGUCUCAACACAGAAGGAAUGGGGCAGCUGAGAAUUACAUCAGAUCGGGUGAGGCUUGAUGGAGUGUCCGAGUUCCUCUUCUCUCUCUACGCCCAAGAGAUACACUCCAAACAGGAUACCUCCCUUCUUAUCCACUCUGAGUCCCAGAAUGUCACGCUCCAAGCCUGCAAUGGGAAAGGAGGUGUGUUAGGUAGCCUUAACCUGGGUCCACAAUCCAUGGAAAGCAUAGGACAGCAUUUUGAGGUGAUGACAAGCACUGGGAAAUUGUUAUUUUCUGCUGGUACAGAACAGGUAGUUGUUGGAGCGGAUAAGCUAACCAUUACAGGGUCUGAUGGUGCUCAGUGUGAACAUUCCAUAGAGACAUCUCUGGUCAGGGCAGAGCAUUCCAUGGACUUGAGGUAACUUUAAAAUGUUGACACCUAAUGGCAAUUAGGAGAGGCCUUUGCUUUUCUUCUAUUGUUAAAUUAGAGGUUUGAUCAUUUUGUCUCCAUUUCUUGUGACAGAAAUAAUCCCACCUUGGGUAAACAACAUAACGAUUAAACAUCAUUUGUUGUCUUACAGUCACCGUAUGUAUCACACAGCAGGGCAACAUUUCCCAGACAUCUUCUCUCUUCAAUAUAAAUGUCCCAUCAACAGCAGUGUCCGCAGUGGUGGAGUGCAGGCUGCAGGACAGAUGUAACAGGCACAACAGUCCCCUGCUCUGGGGUUCGGAGCAGCGUGUGUUUCCUGUGCCAUUGUUAUCUCUCCCUCCAUCUUUGUUUCCCCAGUGUGUGGCCCUCAGAAUGCACAGCGCUCUGCUCACUCUCUCUCCCUCAGCAUACAAAGUGUCCUACCUUAACGAAUCCUAAUCCUAAUGCCACACACUCCAUGUACUGCCAGUGGGUGGGAGUAGAGACCUCUUUUGUGUACAGACCUAUAAAUUGGGACUUAUGUAUUUAGGGGCUUUACUGUCGAUGUAAAGAGAUGCUUUUGUGGAAAUAUGCAAAUCCAAUUUACAUGUUUAAUUAAGAUAAGAGGUAUUAAGCUAAUUUCUGAUUUGGAUGGAUCAAGGGGUCUCAUAGCAACAGCUUGGAGAUGGUGUGCAUAAAUAUUAAUGUCAUUGGCUCAUAUUGCUCGGUGAAAACACCCAGUGAAUUUGUCCAUAGUUCUUUCAGUUUCUGCCGAUUUCCAACAAAUUAAAUUCAAAUAUGUUCUGAAUUCGAAUUUAUAAUAUGACUAAAUACAUUUGAAUGUAGACCGAAUACAUGUGCUAAACUGGUAAUGUAUGGAUUUUCUGCCACCUAUAGGCUUAAUUCAAGUCCAAUUCGGCCUUCUAAGUGUAAAGUAUGCACCACUUGUGUCCAUUCUCUUAUUAUCUAAUAUCCUUUACUGUAUACUCUGUCUUUCUGUGUGGUCAGGCUAGAGGCCCCCACCCGUUCCCUCCACCUGGAUGCUCCAAAGGGAGUCCACAUCAAAGCAGUGUCCGGCAGCGGCCAGGUCGUGUCCAGCAUGGACAUCUCUCUACUCUCUAUGGACGGAGCUUUGAUUCUGGAUGCUGAGAGGGUGCAGCUGCCCAAGUUACCUCUGAGUGGAGAAGGAGAGAAAGGGAGUCCUGGGGAGCAGUUGUAUGAAGUGUGUGUGUGUCCUGAUGGAAGACUGUACCUGUCCAAAGCUGGUCACACCUCCACCUGCCAUGACAACAGUCACAAUUGUUAAAAGACCACACUCUAUUAUCUUGAGAUUUGUAUUUACCUGGGAUCAUCUUUAUACAUACAGGACAUCAUUAUAGAUGUGCAGUCAGUUGUGUAUUGCCUGAAAGUUAUGCAAAGUGCAUAUUAGAAAAAUAUGAAAGUUCAGAAAACUUUUAAUAAAAGAACAUUUGUAUAUUUUAAUAGUUUUUUUUCACAGUGUCAUAUCUAAAGAUGUACAUGCAAGGUGUUCUACUCUAGUGGCACCAACUGUGUUACCUGUUUUGUCUGGGAACAGUUUCAUUAAUUAUAUUUGUGGAUAUUUUCAUCCCUUUCACAGUAAACAGAUGUUGGUUAUGAUAUUGUACAACCGAAUAACAUGUAUGAUACUAUACGUCCUAUAUGAUAUUGUACGACCGCUAUUCCAUCCAUAACGUAACCUAUUGUAGGGUAAUAUAUCAUACUAAACGGAGGGAAACAAAUGCUUUUUCCAAAUCCUACCCAUUGCCCUGAAGACAGGUUGAUAUUUGGAACAUACAGUGUACA